Molecule: messenger RNA, 775 nt
Organism: Myotis lucifugus (little brown bat)
Lineage: Eukaryota; Metazoa; Chordata; Mammalia; Chiroptera; Vespertilionidae
Exons: 4
Coding region: 1-756 (251 amino acids)
Source: RefSeq, a predicted model, not a curated record
AUGGCACCGGGUAGAAGAGCCCCAGGCCGCAAGGGCCCGGAGACCCCGGGCGGGACGGGGAGCAGGAGCAGCUCUGCGGAGGGUCUCGGGCCCACUCCCUACGAGCCGGGGAUGGCUCGCCCCCCCCCCCCCAAAGGGGAAUCGUGGAUCCUAGAACCCAUACCCCUCCCGCCCACGCGGAGCCAACCGCCUCCCGACCGCGGCUCCGUCCGGCUUCCCGGCGCCGCCGAUGGCGUCGGCCUUGGGUCGAGGGGAGGCGCCAGGGCCCGACACUCACCGGUGAGCGGGCCGAGGCAGGUGUGGAGGAGCUGGAAAGAGCGCGUUGCUGCGCGCAGCUCAGGCAGCCGCCGCUCCUCCACCUCUCACCGAGCGUUCUGGAAAGUUCCGCCCGGCGCGCCGCAGCCGUCGUCUUUUGUAGCCGAGCCCAGACGCGUCACCCGCAGGAAGUCCCGCCCUUCCCGCCGCUGCCACCGCCCCGCGGUUACCCGGGCAACGGCGCGGGGGAGCUCGGGCUGGAGGGGCCUGUGCCGAACAGCCUUGUGGGGUUGGGUUCCUAGUGCUCCUGGAACUUUCUGGAGCCCUUUCUUCCCCCGGUACCACCAGUCUGUGAACCUGGACCUACAGUCUGCAAAGCAGCCAGGGAAACACAACGCAAUCCAGGGAAACUCUGUAAGACGGGAUGAAGAAUUAAGGAAGAACGUUGCUCACAGGGAGUGUCCAGAGGCGCACGCUGCCUGGAAACGGCCACAGGGUUAGCAGCCCGACGUCUCCCGAC